Messenger RNA from Glossina fuscipes, 3551 nucleotides. RefSeq names its product activin receptor type-2A (gene put). Gene Ontology annotation, biological process: cellular response to growth factor stimulus; activin receptor signaling pathway; protein phosphorylation. Gene Ontology annotation, molecular function: ATP binding; activin receptor activity; activin binding. Gene Ontology annotation, cellular component: plasma membrane; activin receptor complex. The coding region runs from base 811 to 2370 and encodes 519 amino acids. The record is from RefSeq and is a predicted model, not a curated record. Lineage: Eukaryota; Metazoa; Arthropoda; Insecta; Diptera; Glossinidae. The transcript is spliced from 9 exons.
AAAAAUAAUGCUUAAAAGCGUAAACUUAAAUAAAAACACACAGAGUUGUUUAAAGAAGAUGAUACAAGUAAUAUGUAUCUAAAAUUUUGUAAAGUGGGUGUAAAAGUUGAUAAACGUUUAUGCCAAAAACCCAUGUAGAAUUAAAUGAAUGCAAUGGCACCCUAAAAUAUUAGCGGAUUUCAAUUAACAAAUCAACAGUUAAUUAGCAGCAGAAGCACGUGUUAGCAUCACUGGAAACGUACGAAAAAUAACACGGGAGCAACAAAUUCUGCGGAAAAAUUUUAAGAAAACUUGGUAAAAUGUUAUAUAGUUAAUUUAUUCUAAAGGAAGCAGUAAAUGAAUUCUUAAUAAAGCUACAAUGAUGUAAGAAAAGGCAAAGUGUAAAUGGUAUGAGAAAUAAAGUAAAAUAAAAUCGAACGUAAAAAAGGAAAUGUGCAGAACAGUAACUAGCGCCAGUGAAGCGCCCAAGUUCUUCUCGGUCGAUCGGAAUAGAAAAAAUAAAACCUUUAUAAAAUCGUAUUUGAAUUUACAAUGUUUUUUGAAAAUGUUUAAAGAAAAUAUACUUUGUAAUAAGAGCAAUUAAAAAUUCUAGUUUGUUUGAAAUUAAAAAAAAAGCAAUCGUGCCAAUAUAUACAAUCAACACCAACACAACCAAUUAACAAACAACCACCAAUUUUUAACUAAAGAAAAGAAAAAAUACCCGCCCACUCUCGGGACUUCUAAUCCUGGAUUUUAUUUUAGCAAACCAUGUUCUUCCAUUAAAUUGUUCUCCUACUUGUCUGCUCUCAAAGAAUAUGAUUCCAAAAUAAAAUGCUGCAGUUUUAUUCGAAUUUUCUUGUGUAUUUAGGCAUCUCGAUGAUGUUACGAAUAUUGAGCUUAUCAGAGGCUUUCAUUUUGCCGCCUGAAAGUCAUAAAAUCGACUGCGAAUUUUUUAAUGAGACUAAUUGUACAGAAAAAGGCGAUUGCGCUACCAAAGUGGAACACUGCGAAACUGAAUCGGAUAAAUUAUCGGAUUGCUACGUAUUAUGGUCCAUUGAUAAAGUAACAGGUGAAGUCCAUAUUAAAAUGAAGGGUUGCUUUACUCAGAUAGAUGAUUGUAAUCAAACUGAAUGUGUUACAAAUUACACACGAUCGGGUAACUAUUAUUUUUGCUGCUGUAGAGGAUCAAUGUGCAAUACGGACCAGAGAUGGGAACCCCCUACCACCGAGGCAACAACACCAGUGCCAAAAGCAAAGACACCGGAAGAUAAUGAUCUGAUAUACAUCAUUAUUUGUUCAGUUAUACUGGCAGUAUUAAUAAUUAUUACUGGCAUCGGUUUAUUUUUAUACCGAAGGCGGAAACAAGCUCAUUUUAAUGAAAUACCAACGAAUGAAGCUGAAGUAAACAGUUCGUCGCCUUUGCUAAGUAAUCGGCCUAUACAGCUACUGGAACUUAAGGCUAGCGGACGUUUCGGAGAUGUUUGGCAGGCCAAGCUACACAAUCAAGACGUGGCCGUUAAGAUAUUUCGCAUGCAAGAAAAAGAAUCUUGGAAUACCGAAUUGGAAAUUUACAAAUUGCCUCGUAUGCAUCAUCCGAAUAUAUUGGAAUUUUUAGGUCAUGAAAAGCAUAAAGAUAAAAUGCAACCGGAAUUCUGGUUAAUUUCUGCCUAUCAACACAAUGGUUCGCUGUGUGAUUACUUAAAAUCGCACACAAUCUCUUAUAGCGAAUUAAGUAAAAUUGCCAAGACAAUGGCUUGCGGUUUAGCUCACUUGCACGAGGAAAUACCUGCCACGGAUACUGAAGGUCUUAAACCGUCCAUUGCUCAUCGGGACUUUAAAUCGAAAAAUGUCUUACUAAAAGCGGAUUUGACCGCAUGUAUAGCCGAUUUUGGUUUGGCUAUGAUUUUUGAACCGGGAAAAUCAUGUGGCGAUACUCACGGUCAAGUAGGCACAAGACGUUAUAUGGCUCCGGAAGUUUUAGAGGGUGCCAUCAAUUUCAAUCGGGACGCUUUCUUGAAGAUUGAUGUUUAUGCUUGCGGUUUGGUUUUAUGGGAGAUGGUUUCAAGGUGUGACGCUGUAGAGCCUCCUGCCGAAUACUUGUUGCCAUUUGAGGCUGAGCUUGGCCAAGGGCCGACCCUAGAGGAAGUACAAGAAAAUGUUGUAAUGAAGAAAUUGCGUCCACAAAUUUUAAAUUCGUGGCGUUCACAUUCGGGUAUCAGUAACAUAUGUGAUACUAUGGAAGAAUGUUGGGAUCAUGAUGCAGAGGCUCGUUUAUCCUCUUCGUGUGUAAUGGAAAGGUUUUCACAACUCAAUAAAUAUGCACUCACACAACUAUUGAUAGAAAACAAUAUAAACAGCGUCGAUGCAAGAGAUACAAGCAGCUGUUUAUAGAAAAGGUAUUAAAUCACUCUUCCUGCCCUUUAAAAAUAAGGGAAGACAAGCUGUGAAGGAAGAGUGAUUUUCUUUGUUAUUCUUACAAAGCGCGCCACCACUCAUGCAAAUUAAAUCGUGAAAAAAUAAUCAAUGAUAUGUGUUUCGACAAAAUUCUUGAGUCCACACUUGAAACAGAUUUUUAAAAAUAAUUUCUAGUAUAUAUUAAGUUUAAAUAAAGUUAUUAUUAUUUUUAUAGAUUACUCUUAAGAUCACGAGAAAGAAGGAGCUGAAGGAUUAUGAGAAAAAAUGAAAACAUAUUUAUUAAGCAAAAAGUUAAAGUAAGCGGAGUCGAAGCGAAUUAAUUUCAAAUAUAUAUAUAUAAAAAUGUUUAGUAUAGAGUUAGGAAAAGUGAGAAACAUUUUAGAGAAGACAAAUUCAUUGACGGAUAUCCUCACGACUUACACCUACCCUACACCUUUAAAAUAAAAGAAAUCAGAAAAACAAAUUCUCAAAAGCUCUCUCUGAUAAGAUUAUGUCCAGUAAAAGAGAAAACAAAACUCCUGUUUCCUAAAUAAAUCAUUUGCCAUGUCUACCAGGCCCUUGCUUCACAUUUUGUAAGGGCCUAUCCAUAUAGCUAAAAACUACAUACAACCGAAUACGUUUUUUAAAAAUUACUUUUGUUUUGUUUAUUUCAAAUUAAGUUUGAUUUCUUAUUCAUUAAGUUAUGUUUUGUGUAAUUAUUUUGUUUAGCGAGAAAGUUUAUACUUUUUUCUAAUUUGUUUUUAAUAAAUGAUUUUAAUUUUUUUCUUAUACAUUUAUAAUUAAUUUCCUUUUGCCAUUAUUAGAUUUGCCGUUAACAUUAUCUUAUUUAUAGUUUAUGGGAGUGGAGUUUAAAGGAGUUUAGGGUGAGAAUUCGUUCGUUCAUUACGGCCGUUUCAUACUGAAGAAGUGUGAAAAAAUAUUUGCCCUAAUAAAAGUUCUCCUAAACCGCUUCUCGUUACAUUUAAAAAAAAAAAAAAAUUUCAUAUGUAUGUAUGUAUGCUUUCUUUCUUUUAUGUUUUCUACACCUUUUUUUUUUUUUCUUUAUUUUCUUUAAAUUUUUUCAUUUCUUCGUCUACUGAAAGUACAAUGUUUUAACUGUCACACAUUUCUUAAUUUGAAAUUGUGUUUCAGUUAAUUAACACAUCAAAUAUUUAAAG